AUGGCGGACGUGCAGAAAGCCUCCUCGAGCAAGGAGGACUUGAGGGAAAAGGACAAGCGCGAGCGAGAUGAGCUGCACGAGCGCAUCAUGGAGAAGGAGCGGCUGAGCAAAAAACGCGUGGGCGCCGCCGCACUGGGCGCCGCAGCGCCUGCUGAUGAUGCCGCAGGUGGUCGACAAGUCGAGUUCCAAAACGAGGAGGAACGCCGGGAAGCCAUCGAUCACAUCCGCCUCAUGGCGCGACGGAAAUACCUCGGGGAACGUGAGGUGAAAAUCUCCGAUCUUCGUGGGAGGCAAGUCUCCGACGCGGAGUGGCUGAUGAAGGGCGAAAAGUUGUCGGAUGCAGAACAACAGUACCUCAAGCUGGAACGUCAGCUCUAUGACGUGACGAAGCAACGCAUGGAGGAGCGCGGCCUUGAGAAGCCAGUGGGUUACAACAUGCCCGACGUCUAUGAUGACGAGGACAACAAAGGGCAAAACAAGCGCUUCGCCGUGCUGGAACAGCGCUACCAGCAGACCUACGAUGAGAAGUGGCAGCCCAACGAAGAGCAGCGUCUUGAAGAUGAGACGGUGAACAAAGCCGUGGCCAAGUACGGCGCGCAGAAAGGUCGGAAGGAGAACAAGGACAAAACUCAGUACGAAAUGAUCCUGGAGGAUGCCGUGGAGUUCGGUGAAGCCGAGGUGGUCGGAGGAAACUUCAAGGCACCAGAGAUCAGUGAGGGGCCCAAAGCUGAAUCCAGUGGCGAAGAAGAUGAGAAGGACAUGAACGUGCCCAAAGCCGUCCGGGAUCAGCGAGUCUUCAAAAAGAUGAAGAAAGAGGCGGAUAAGCUGCUAAAAGACCGGAAAAGUUUGCCCGUGUACCUCUACAAGGCACCUCUCUUGGAGGCGGUCAGAGAUUACCAGGUCUUGAUCAUUGUGGGCGAGACGGGGUCUGGGAAGACCACUCAGAUCCCGCAGUACUUGCACGAAGUGGGCUACUCCAAGAUCGGCAAGAUCGGGUGUACCCAACCGCGACGAGUGGCGGCAAUGUCCGUGGCAGCCCGUGUGGCGAAAGAGUAUGGUUGCAAGGUCGGCCAUGAAGUCGGAUACAACAUCCGUUUCGAGGAUUGCACGACCGAUCGCACCAUCAUCGAAUACAUGACAGAUGGAAUGCUGCUGCGAAGCUUCCUGAACGAACCUGACAUGGCAUCCUAUUCCGUCAUGAUGGUGGACGAAGCGCAUGAACGAACCCUUCACACGGACGUGCUGUUUGGCUUGGUGAAGGACGUGGCGCGCUUCCGACAAGACUUGAAACUCAUCAUCUCUUCAGCCACCUUGGACGCAGAGAAGUUCUCGGAAUACUUCGACAACGCGCCGAUCUUCAAUGUCCCAGGACGAAGAUAUCCGGUGGCUAUCCACUAUACCAAGGCCCCGGAAGCAAACUAUCUGGACGCUUGUGUCAUGACCGUGCUUCAGAUUCACCUCACGCAGGGGCCGGGUGACGUGCUGGUCUUUUUCACUGGGCAGCAGGAAAUCGAAGAGGCGAUGGACUUGCUGAGCCUCAAGACGCGAGGCAUGGGCACUCAGAUGGGUGAGCUCCUGGUGUUGCCCAUCUAUGCCAAUCUGCCCACCGAUAUGCAGUUGUCGCGAACUCUCACCGCUGAUCGGCUCUUCAGCUGCGAGCUGCGUGUACACCUCCACCGCGUGGUUUCGCGCUUCCCCCGACCCGAAACUCCAUCCUUCGUUGAAGUUUCGGUGCUCGCAAUGAAGACCAUUCUGGCGAUCUUGGCCACCAGUGGCCUUGCCAUCACGACCCACCGAGUGGACACCAUGGCGACUGGCAACCCCAUUCGCAAGGUCGUGUCUAUGAUGGAGAAAAUGGCAGACAAGAUUGAAGAUGAAGCCAAAAAAGAGUCGGAUCAAUACGACAAGUUCGAGUGCUACUGCAAGAAGACCAUCGCGGAACUCGAGGACAACAUCCGUCAAGCUGAGACGAAUCCCAUCUCCCAGGCGGAUAUCGACAAGAAGCAGUCCGAGAUCAGUGCCUUGCAACAAGAGGUGAAGACUCUGAAGGAGGACCGCAUUGCAGAGGAAGAGACCUUGAAGACUGCCGAGAUGCAACGAGGCAAAGAGCACGACGUCUUUGUGAAGGAGGUCACUGAAGAAGGAGAGGUGGUGAAGGGCGUAGAUGCGGCCACCGCUGCGUUGAAAGGUGGCGAGACAGCCUCCUUUCUGCAGCGCCAGGAGGCUGUUCAGCGCAUGUCCAAAGCCGUCGAGCAGAACCAGCGUCUGAGCAGCGAUGCCAAGCAGCGGCUCAGUGCCUUCCUAGCACAUCGUGGCAGCGAAUCCCCCGGCUUUGUGGUGGGCAUGUUGUCGGGCAUCAAGGACGACACUCAGGAGGAGAUUCAGGUGGAAACCUCGGCGGAGGAGAAAGCCGUGGAGAACUUCGAAGAAGUGGAGACUUCCAAGAAGACGGAGAUUGCCACGUUGUUGAACACCUUCGAGCGCAAGAUGAAGAACAUCGGAGAGAAACAGGUCGAGGUGGUGAAUCUGAAGAGGGAGUUAUCCGAGCAGGGUGAUUCCAUCGAGGAUGACAAGAAGAUGCUGGCUGAGUUGCAGAAGAGCUGCUCCCAGAAGGCCCAGGACUGGCAGCAACGCAGAACGGCCCGGCAGGAGGAGCAGCUCGCCCUUCAGGACACCAUCAAGUUGCUGAACUCUGACGCCUCCCUGGACCUCUUCCGCAAGCGCGGUGCGGCCUUGCUCCAGUUCUCCGGCCGCGACAAAGUGCAGAAGGCCUUGGACCUCGUCAAGGCGGCUCAGGCCUUUGGCGCCAAGGACGCCAAGGACGCCCUCGCUGCGCAGCCGGAGCUGAACUUUUUGGCACUGGCGCUCAGUGGGAAGAAGGCGGAUUUCACCAAGAUUUUGGAGAAGAUCGAUGGCCUGGUGGCUUUGUUGAAGCAGGAGGCUGAGGAUGACAAGUCCAAGAAGGAGUACUGCAACAAGGAGUUCCAUGGCGUAGCGGAGAAGACCAAGUCCUUGGAGUCCAAGAUCAAGACACUGACUGCCAGUGUCGUGGAGAAGAAGGACGCCAUCGGAAAGUUAUCUGAGGACAUUACUGCGUUGCAGUCGGGCGUGAAGUCCUUGGACGACAGCGUCAGCACGGCCGGGAAGAACCGGCAAGCGGAGCAUGCGGAGUUUCAGGAGAGCAGCUCGUCCAAUUCCGCGGCGUUGGAUCUGUUGAGUUUAGCGCGAAAUCGCCUCAAUAAGGUCUACAACCCCAGCAUGGUGCCAGAGACCACAACCAAGAGCCCCUACGAUCCCUAUGCCCUGCUGGAGAUCAAGGGACAAAAACCACCCACUUUCGAGGGAGGCUAUGAGAAGAAGACCCAGGAGAGCAAUGGUGUCCUGAAGAUGAUCGACACCUUGUCCAGCGACAUCGAGAAGGAGAUGGCCGUGGCCAGCAGUGAGGAAAAAAACGCGCAGGCGGACUAUGAGGAGACCAUCAAGGAUGCCGCUCAGAAACGCGAUGCCGACCUGGCUCUGGUGGCGCAGAAGUCCCAGGACAAGGCAGACCUGGAGACGGACCUCAACGACGACAAGACGGACAAACAGGGCAAAAAGAAGGACUUGAUGGCCACCAGCAAAUUUGCCUCGAAUUUGCACCAGGAGUGUGACUGGCUCCUGCAAAACUUCGACCUCCGCGCGGAAGCCCGCAGCGAGGAGAAGGAAAAUCUGAUCCGCGCCAAGACGGCCAAGAUCUUUGAAGCCACACCCCCUGGAGCGCGAAAAGUGGUGUUGGCGACCAACAUUGCGGAAACGUCCAUCACCAUUGACAACAUUGUUUUUGUGAUCGAUCCGGGCUUCUGCAAGCAGAACUCCUUCAAUCCGCGGACAGGAAUGGAGUCGUUGAUUGUGGUGCCUUGCUCCAAAGCCUCCGCCAACCAGCGGGCUGGCCGUGCCGGGCGCGUGAAGCCGGGCAAAUGCUUCCGGCUCUUCACCAAAUGGUCCUACGAGCACGAGCUGGACGACGACAAUGCACCAGAGAUUCAGCGGUCCAACUUGGGACACGUGGUGCUCAUGUUGAAGUCCAUUGGCAUCGAUGAUCUGCUGCAUUUCGACUUUAUGGAUCCUCCGCCCCCUGAGACCUUGAUCAAGGCACUCGAGCAGCUCUAUGCACUCAGUGCCUUGAAUGACCAGGGCGACCUGACGAAGUUGGGUCGACGCAUGGCGGAGUUUCCAAUGGAUCCGCAGCAGUCCAAAUCUUUGAUUCAGGCAGACAAAUACAAAUGCGUGGAUGAGGUGGUCACCAUUUGCAGUAUGCUUGGUGUAGAUGGAGCUAUCUUCUACCAUCCCAAAGACAAAGGUUUGCAUGCGGACAAUUCGCGCAAGAACUUCCAUAAGCCUGGGGGUGAUCACAUGACGAUGCUGCACGUCUACAAGCAGUGGGAAGAGACAGGUUUCUCUCUGAACUGGUGCAUGGAGAACUACCUGCAAAACAGGUCGUUGAAACGCGCCCGAGAUAUCCGAGAGCAGUUGGUGGAUAUGUUAGAGAAGGUGGAGAUCGAGCACUCGUCCAACGUGAAUGAUGUGGAUGGUAGGGAAGUUUCUCCACCUUGCGGGAAGAAGACACUGGACGUGACUGCGGUCUUGCCGACGACGAGCCGAAGUUUGGAGCGGUUGUUGAAGAUCUUGGCAGCCAAAAAGCAAGCUGAACAAAUUUUUGAGUUGCUGGAAACUGUACGUCGUGGACACUGCUCCAGCGCCUUGGACAGCCAUAACUUCACCCUUGGAAUCUCAGCCUGCGGCCGGGCCAAGCUCUGGCAAGAGGCCUGCUGGAUUUUCGCCGCCAUCCCGGAAACAGCACUUCAGCCGAACAUCUUCAGCUACAAUGCCACCAUGAGUGCUUGCAGAAAGGCUGGAGAAUGGCAGCAGACCAUGCAUUUUUUUCAGGAGAUGAAGGGAAGAGUUGAACCUCAUGUUGUGAGCUACAAUGUGGCCAUCAGUUCAUGUGCCAGCGGUGCAAAAUGGCAGUUGGCCAUAGGCCUGUUUGCCGCCAUGCCAGUGGCAAAAGUAUCUCCUGAUAUCGUCACUUACAGUGCAUCCAUCACCUCCUGUGAACGCUUUGGAAAAUGGCAACAGGCCCUGUGUUUGUUCGAGAUGAUGCCCAGAGCCACCAUUCGACCAGAUGUGAUUUGCUACAAUGCUGCAAUCAGUGGCUGUGAGAAGAGUGGUCAUUGGCAAGAGGCAUUGAAUUUGUUUGUUUCGAUGCAGCAGGCUGAAAUUUUGCCAGAUACAAUCAGCUACAAUGCUACCAUCAGCGCGCAUGAAAAGAGCAGUCACUGGGAAAACGCCGUGGUUCUAUUUGAUUCGAUGCCUGCAGCGAAACUCUCUCCAGAUGCUAUCAGCUACAAUGCCACGAUUAGCGCCUGUGGAAAGGUUGGACAGUGGCAAGCAGCAUUGAAGAUCUUUGAAGCUAUGAACAAAUCCAAGGUGUUCCCUGAUACAAUUACCUACAGUGCGGCGGUAGCGAGUUGUGUAAAUGGUGCUGUAUGGUCUCGGGCAUUGAGCUUAUUUGAAUUCAUGCCGCAAGCAAAUGUGCAACCGAACGUCAUAUGCUACAAUGUAGCCAUAGGGGCUUGUGCCAGAAGUGGCCAAUGGGAAGAGGCUUUGCGUUUUUUACAGGCCAUGGCUGAUGCAACGGUGUUGCCAAACAACAUCAGCUACAAUGCCGCCAUCAGUGCUUGUGAGAAGGGCGGGCAGUGGCAGCAGGCUCUAAGAGUUCUUGAUUUGAUGCAGCUGUCAAAGUUGGUUCCAGACCUUAUCAGCUGCAAUGCUGGAAUCAGUGCUUGUGCAGCAUGUGGGCAAUGGUGGCAAGCAAUCGUCUUGUUGAACUCCAUGUCAAGGUUGAAGGUACAGCCCAGCGUCAUCAGCUUCAGCGCCGCCAUCAGCGCCUGCGAGAAGCUGGGUCAAGCCGCUGAGGCUGAAGGCCUCUUCGAGCGCAUGCAGGCGGAGGGCGUGGCAGCGGACGUCAUCGGCUGCAAUGCUCUGAUCAGCGCCUGCAGCAAGGGACAGGAGUGGCACCGAGCCCUGCAAGUCUUGGGAUCCAUGAAAACCGCCAGGCUUCUGCCCAACGUCAUCAGCUAUACGGCCAUCAUCGGUCACUUUGAAAAACUGGGGCAGUGGCAGCAUGCUCUGGGUUUGUUCCGAGCCAUGCUGAAAGAAAAGGUCCAGCCAGACCAUUUGAGUUACAGCAUAGUUAUUGGUGCUUGUGAGCGUGCCAGUCAGCAUCAAGAGGCAUUGAGUUUAUUCGCGUCUAUGCCCAAGACACAUCAGAACUCGAGCACAAGCACCACCACAUUGAUGGCAUUACGGAGUUCAAGAACUUGA
This is a messenger RNA of Cladocopium goreaui, 6363 nucleotides long. Lineage: Eukaryota; Dinophyceae; Suessiales; Symbiodiniaceae. The record is from the annotation of a GenBank genome assembly.